This is a messenger RNA of Pomacea canaliculata, 1254 nucleotides long. Its product is annotated as zinc finger protein 830-like. The transcript has 9 exons. The coding region runs from base 38 to 958 and encodes 306 amino acids. Gene Ontology annotation, molecular function: nucleic acid binding; zinc ion binding. The record is from RefSeq and is a predicted model, not a curated record. Gene Ontology annotation, cellular component: spliceosomal complex; nucleus. Lineage: Eukaryota; Metazoa; Mollusca; Gastropoda; Architaenioglossa; Ampullariidae. Gene Ontology annotation, biological process: mitotic DNA replication checkpoint signaling; nuclear DNA replication; mitotic DNA damage checkpoint signaling.
UGAAGGGAACUAAAUCUCAGUACGAUACUUCUUAAACAUGGCGUCCUCCAAACCGAAGAAAAUUGUGUCGCAAGAUCAGUUGCGGCGAUUGAUGAAAGAAAAGCAAUAUUCCGUGCAUACGACAGCAAAGAAAAUUGACCAUCCAUUGGCAAAAUACAAUAGCCUCAGUCAACUGGUUUGCACAGUCUGCAAUAAUGUCAUCAAGAAUGACAAUUUGUGGGUGGCACAUAUCCAAAGCAAGCAACACAAAGAGCGAUAUCUGGCUUUAAACACCCCAGGUCCUGUCAAACCAACCGAUUUAGUGGGUAUCAAAAGAAAACAUGCAGAAAUUCAAGAGCAGUCGUCAAAGAAAAUAAAAGAUACAAAUGGCAGUGCUGCACAAACAGGAACCUUAAAAGCCACAUUCCUGGCCACAUACUCAUCAUCGUCAGAUGACAGUGAUGACAAUGAUGAAACAGAAAAAAAUGAGAAAGUACCAGAAGCAUCAGCUGAUAACAGCAGUGGAAAGAAUAUGACUGGAAUUUUGCCAGCAGACUUUUUCGAUGCAUCUUUCAAGGAAGAGGCUGAAAAACAAGAAACAGAUAAACCUUUAGCAAUGGCAGAAGUUUUGCCUGAGGGCUUCUUUGAUGAUCCAAGAAUGGAUGCCAAGGUGCGGCAGGUUGAGUAUAAAGACAAAAUGGAUGAAGAGUGGGAGUUAUUUCAGCGCUCCAUGAAAGAGGAAUCACAUGUCUCAGAGGCCAUCAUGGAGGAAGACAACGAGCAAGCUACUGUCGAACGCAAUCUAGAUGAAAUUGAUGAUCAGAUUCAGCGAUGGAAAGAAGUGGAAGACUUGCACAUUAAAAAAGAGACAAUUUCCAAGACGUCUGCUGGUGGCAGUAAUAAAGAUGACGAAGAAGAGUUGGAUGAAGAUGACCUUAGUGAAUUCCUAGACUGGCGAUCAAAAAAAUCUUGGAAAUAAUUUAUUUUGAAGUAGUAGUGUUGAUGAAUCUGUUCAAAUGGAUGUAAUGUUGUGAAGUCUACAAAUGCUGAUGGCAAUGUGAGUGGGUCUUCCUGAAGUCUGCAGUUUCCCACCAUGUUAACAGAAUACUGUUGGACAAGCCAAUUUCAGGUCCUGAAUUUAUUUGUGAACACAGUUGAAAAAAUGUUAGCAGAUGAAGUAUGCUUCUACAUGGAAGGACUAAACAUAUGUAGCAUGUCUUAAUGAAUAUGUGAAAGGUGUGUAAGAUGGAAUAAAGUAUGAUACUGAAAACUAAA